AAUAAUCUGAAGCAAGAUGAUUCGCAUUCUUUGUUUUUUGACUCUAGAUCCAAACACUAAAGAAGCAUAAAAGCAGACUAAAAUGACUGUUUGGAUUCAAAUAACUGUUCUUUUCACUCUUUCAUCUCAGCUUUAUUUCGUGAGGUCAGAAACUCGUCAAGAAACAGAGAAAAGGAUUUUGCAUCAAAUAUUUCAAAAAUAUGAUCCUAGCAUUCGCCCAUCUGGCAAGAACGGGAGUGGGCCUGUGAUAGUAAAGGUGAAUACUUUUGUGAGAAGUAUAAAUAACAUCGAUGAUGUGAAAAUGGAAUACGAGACGCAGUUAACAUUUCGACAAGCAUGGAUGGAUGAGAGACUGAAAUAUAACGACAGAGGUUUAAAUUAUGUAACAGUGACCAGACCUGAGAAGCUAUGGAUACCUGAUUUGUUUUUCCGUAAUGAAAAGUCUGGCCAUUUUCAUAAUAUUAUUACUCCUAAUAAUCUCCUAAGAAUUUUUCCUAAUGGAGAAGUUCUUUACAGUACAAGGAUAUCACUGAAGCUGUUCUGCCCAAUGGAUUUACAAAACUACCCUCUUGACCAACAGAUAUGUUCCAUAUCAUGUGCUAGCUAUGGAUACACAACUGAAGACCUAAUUUUCUUAUGGAAAGAAGAUAAUCCUAUCCAGAUGGCACAAAAUGUAUAUUUAGCAAAGUUUAACUUAUACAAAUAUGAAACUGAUAAUUGCACAAGUCGAACUGCAACAGGAGAAUAUAGUUGCCUCAAACUGGAUUUCUUUUUCUCCCGACAUUUCAUUUAUUUUCUUGAGAGAGCCUACUUACCAACAGCUGCCCUGGUUUUCCUUUCUUGGAUAACAUUCUGGUUAAAUCCACGAUCGACAGCCAUUCGCUUAGGCAUUUGGGUUGGUAUUCUUGUAUCCAUCAUCAUUGUCAACACAUCCAUUAUUGCCAGUAUGCCACAAGUGUCUUUUACAAAAGCCAUAGAUGUCUGGAUGGGAAUGUGCGUUUGCUUCGUUUUCUGCGUUUUAAUUGAACUUUGCCUGGUCAACAAUGCAAAUGCAAGUGACGAAAGACUGGAGUUACCAAAUCUUUCUGCUGAUGAGAGGAAAGAUGCUAUGCUUCAUAAUUUUACUACAGUACCCCUGCGCUGGCUGAAUAAAUAUUCGACUAAAGGUCAACGAAUUGAUGCUAUUUCUCGUUUCUUAUUUCCCGCUGCUUUUGCAUUCUUCAAUUUUGUCUACUGGCUUAAGUAUACUUCAAUCCUAAGAAAACAUGAGCAAACGACAGAACAGAGACAGCAUCAUUAAAGUCAAAUAAACUUCAUUGAUGAAUCAAGUAUGAUUAUUAUACUAUAUUUUUAUUCCCAAUAUUGGACAAGCAGUAAAAGGUUUUCGCUCUUCACAGGACUAAAAUAUUCGUAGAAGUACUCUCAUCUUGUAUGACGUAUUAUAAAAAAGUUAUUUCUUGACUUACUUUGUAUUUUAUAUGUAUAAAUAAGUAAAAUUGAAAUGCAUAAAAGAAAAUUGUAAAAUAUAAA
Stegodyphus dumicola is the source of this 1530-nucleotide messenger RNA. Its product is annotated as glutamate-gated chloride channel-like. Gene Ontology annotation, cellular component: membrane. NCBI's taxonomy places the organism in Eukaryota, Metazoa, Arthropoda, Arachnida, Araneae, Eresidae. The record is from RefSeq and is a predicted model, not a curated record. Gene Ontology annotation, molecular function: extracellular ligand-gated monoatomic ion channel activity; transmembrane signaling receptor activity. Gene Ontology annotation, biological process: monoatomic ion transmembrane transport.